AGCUGAACAUAAACAACUCGGACUUCGUAUCUGACUGCGAUUUAAUCACUAGUCAUAAUUAAAACCAGCAAAAAGGUUGGUUUAGUAUAGUCAAAGGUUAUACACGGUGAAAUUGUCAUAUUUGUGCUUUGUCACAGUAAGUAAUGCUGCGAGCAAUAGGUAAGUCAACAGCAGUAAUAAGCUCGAUGAGUGCAAGAAAUCUCUGCAGCCAGACCAGUAUGCGCCUCAAAGGGAAAGUAGCCGUGGUUACAGCAUCAACCGAUGGUAUCGGCUACUCCAUAGCGGAACGUUUAGGUCAAGAGGGUGCCAAAGUGGUGGUUAGCAGCAGAAAGGAACAGAAUGUGUCCGAUGCGGUGGCUCAACUGACCAAAGCGGGAAUAGAUGUGACCGGUGUCAAGUGCCAUGUCGCCAAUGGUGCCGAUAGGAAGGUACUUUUCGAGACAGCAUUGGAGAAAUUCGGAGGAAUAGAUAUUUUGGUUUCGAAUGCGGCAGUCAAUCCGGAAGUUGGAGCGGUUUUGGACGCUAGUGAAUCCGCCUGGGAUAAAAUAUUUGAGGUGAACGUUAAGAGUGCAUUUUUGUUGGCCAAGGAAGUUCUUCCGUAUAUAAGACAGCGCCAGGGAGGCAGCAUUAUAUUUGUUUCGUCUAUUGCCGGGUUCCAACCGUUUUCGCUGCUGGGAGCGUAUUCUGUCAGCAAAACAGCGCUGCUUGGACUGACCAAGGCCGCGAGCCAGGAUUUGGCCACAGAAAACAUCCGCGUGAAUUGUAUUGCCCCGGGAAUUGUGAGAACCAAAUUUGCUGCUGCGCUUCACGAAUCGGAAUCAGCGAGAGAAACGGCACUGGCUAGCAUUCCUAUGCGACGCUUUGCUGAACCAAAAGAAAUUGCCGGAGUUUGCGCCUUUUUGGCGUCCGAUGACGCCAGCUAUAUUACAGGGGAAACUAUUGUGGCAUCCGGCGGAAUGCCAUCGAGAUUGUAAGUAAAGAGAGUAAAGAUAUUCUAUAAAUCAUUCACAUAUCAGAUGGUUACGGGGUAUGGGAUACGGGAAUAAAUAGCGUUCUAUAAUUGGUUA
Molecule: messenger RNA, 1067 nt
Organism: Toxorhynchites rutilus septentrionalis
Lineage: Eukaryota; Metazoa; Arthropoda; Insecta; Diptera; Culicidae
Gene: Dhrs4
Product: dehydrogenase/reductase SDR family member 4
Exons: 3
Coding region: 144-974 (276 amino acids)
Molecular function (GO): carbonyl reductase (NADPH) activity
Source: RefSeq, a predicted model, not a curated record